Messenger RNA from Mytilus californianus (California mussel), 7415 nucleotides. Its product is annotated as atrophin-1-like. Lineage: Eukaryota; Metazoa; Mollusca; Bivalvia; Mytilida; Mytilidae. The record is from RefSeq and is a predicted model, not a curated record. Gene Ontology annotation, molecular function: DNA binding; nucleosome binding. Gene Ontology annotation, cellular component: nucleus. The coding region runs from base 285 to 3791 and encodes 1168 amino acids. The transcript has 19 exons.
CCAUUCAUACACUUGCAAACAACACAAAACUGUGAAAACUGAAGAGCGUUUACCUGAAAAUUAAAGAAAAUAAACACAUUUCUUCAAAUGUAAGAUAAAUUAAAGUGAGGAAUAAACCAUCAACUAAAGUCACUCCUACAAUUGAAAGAAGGAAGCCAAGAAAGUCGGGCAUACUAUUUUAGAAGGUAGACAGUUAAACAGUCAUUAAAGUCAGCUUUAACACAGUUAGAAGGUAGCCAUUAAGUGAACGGUAACAUUGUUAACAGUUAACCAGUUAGACAAUUAUGGAUGGAAAUAAAGAUCUUCAAAACGUAACAGAAAAACCAAAGAAAAAGAAACCACAAGGACAUCAGGCAAAAAGAGAGGGCAAGAAGAAAUCUGGUGAUAGUCAGAGACCAGCCAUGUCAAGUACUGUACAGUACCACCCAGAAAGUUCAAUCCAAUAUCCGGCAGAUAGAUUAAUACCAGAAGGACAGGGCACCCAUCAUUUUACUGACAGACUUGUACCUGAUGGACAGGCACUCAAUCAGCCAAGAUUACACAACCUCCCUCCAAAGAAAAGUUUGUCCCCAUCAUUUAUAGCAUCUCAUGUUCUGUCUUUGGCACAAGAAGGAAUGAAUCAACCUUCAGAACCAUCACAUACAGUGCAACAUCUUCCUACUUCUCCAAGUAAAGGUCAAAGUUCAACAGAAAGGAUCCCUGACAUAAGGUUUAUGGGACAGAUUUUCCCCCAGCCUUCACAGUAUAGGGCAUUCACUCCACAUGGAUUAGAACAGGGUGGACUGCGAGCUCCACAUGGUUUAGAACAGGGUGGACUACGUCUUCCACAUGGAUUUGACCAGGGUGGACUGUUAAGACAACAAUUGUUACAUGGAAUAAGACCUUCAUCAGAUUCUUCAUUUCAUAGACCAACUAUUGAUCCUUCAAGAUCAUCCCCAUCUUAUCACAGAGUAGACCCCACAAGGUCCUCACCCUCCUAUCACAGCCCACCACCAAACAGAACUGUACACAAUAUACCAGGAUCUUCUCCACCAGGGAUCAGUGGUCGUGUAUCAGAGAGUGAACGGAUGUCUCCAUAUCAUGUAUCUACAAUUCGUAAGACACCUUCCCCAGCACCUAAACGUGUAUCACCAGGACCUCAGAAGUCUACACCAUCUCCCAAACACCAAAGAAUGUCACCAGUGCCUGAGCUAUCUUCACAUUAUCGUCAAGACAGAGUGUCUCCGGCAGAGAGGACACAGUUAAGUUUGGAGGAGGCCAUUAAAUUGAUGCAAGGUCACCCUGGGGCUAGUAUUCCACAGCAUUUACUAACACAAGUUUCACUAGGUCAUCAGGUUCAACUUACCCAGCAACCAUCCAGACCUGAGACUGAAGAUAUAACAAAGUUCAGCAGCUAUCAACCUUUAUACAGUUUUCCUGAGCCCUAUCCAAGGGCAGUUCCCCACUCACAGACUGAGCCCUAUGCAAGGGCAGUUCCCCACUCACAGAAUGAGCCCUAUCCAAGGGCAGUGCCCCUCUCACAGACUGAACCCUAUCUUAGGACAGACUACAGUUUUCAGACCAAAGAAAUGAUACAUAAACCAGAGAGGUCAACUAAACAGUUCAUUAGUACUAUGUUAGCUAACCAAGCCAAGAGCAGACAACCUACUCCUGGUUCUGUGUUUCCACCACAUGGCUUAACGGUAGAUACACAUAGUGAUCAUCAUCAAAUGUCACAGUUUGUUAAAGUGUCACCCUCAGGACCCAGACUAGUAUCACCCCCUGGUUUAGUACCAAGACAGAUGGUGUCAUCUGGUGGUAUGACAAGACAAAUGUCUCCAUCUGGUGGUAUGCAACAGCAAAUGUCUCCCCCAGGUGGUGUACCACGACAAACAGGAGGACAGAUGUAUCAUUCUACCACUCCCUCCAUGGUACAUCCAACCUCUUUACCACAGACAGCUCAGAUGACUACAGCAUUGCUUCAGCCACAGGUGAUGACAUCAGCAGGGACAGCCACAAGACGUAUUCCUUCACCCAAACCUCAACAUCGACAUAAAGACUUCGCUCAGGCACAAGCCAGAAAUACACUACAGAAUAUACACAUACCUGAGAAUACUGGACCAAUUAGACAACCUGUGGUGGAACUUGUUAAAAUUCCGAUACCAAGGUCAACAGAUGGAAGCAUUCAAACAUUCUCUGCCAGUCAUAUGACCAGUCUUACUACACAUGCCGGUAAUCUGACUUCACAUGCUGGUAAUCUGAGUACACAUGCCGGUAAUCUGACUACACAUGCCGGUAAUCUGACUACACAUGCUGGUAAUCUUACUCAUUUACCAUUCUCACAAAUUCAACCACACUCCUUUGGUGAAAACAUGGCAACAGAAAUAAAUAAAACAUCACAGGGAAUGAUAAAUCCUUUCACGUUUCCAACAAACCCAUCAGUGAUCUCACAACCUAAAAGUCAACCAAGAUAUGAAGUGAUCUCCCCUGUUGUUCAGCCAGUUAUUGAACAGAAGAGGAAGUUGUCUGAUAUUGAGAUGCCACACUUAGAUCCUGUUCCCUCACUCCAGAAGCAAGCCAGUCCUGUCAAAGUGGAAAUGGUCAAAAUGAGAAACCCUUUCAACAUGAGGUUACAGAAUUUAUCCAAUCUACCAACAAACUCUAUGUAUAGAUCUACAUAUAGGGCUCAUAGCAUGGCUGUUCAUAGAGCAAAGGCUGGUCUGAUUACAAGUACAGCUAAAACAUUGGACCUACUAAGACAAAAUCUACAGAAAUUUAUAAACAAAGAAAUAGAUGUCAUAGUCAAAGAGUAUUUAGAUAAGUUUUUCAAGCCUGGAAUAGAGAAUAUAAAGAGCAAUAAUGGUGAGAAUUCAGUAACAGAUGAACAUGUACAAGCUGUAUGUAGACAGAUUCUAGAGGAGGCAAAAAAGAUGUACACUACAGAACAAAGGAGUACCACACCUGUACGAGAUGAGAAUACACCCAUACCACUUAACAGAAAGAGAAAUGCCUCUGAUACAGAUUCUGAGAAGAGUGUGCCAUUUCAACCAAGAAAGAAAAAGGGAAGGCCACCCAUUUAUUCCUCAGGGAGAUCUACACCAUCCAAACCAGCCAAAGCAAAUGAGCCUGUCAAAAGAGAAGGCCCUAAGUGGGAUUCUAACAGACUGGAUUCUAAUACACAAUACAUAAUGGGAGCCAGGGCAAAUAAAGCACUAGGAUUAGGGGCCACCAGAGGUAGAAUAUAUAUAAAACAUCCUGAUGUAUUUAAGUAUUGUGGUGACCAGGAUGAUAAACAAUGGCUAUAUGAGAACCAUAAGAUGCCAGCUACUGGUGGGAAAGCUUACAUGAUGUUACUUGAGGAUGUUAAAGACCUGGCUGAGGAUGAUGAAUAUAGAAACAAUGCCAAUGUUAUGAUGGAUGAAAUAGUAGGAUUCUGUAUUCCUGAUUGGAUGACGGAAAAGGUCAAAGUUCAAAUGGAAAGUCUCAGAACAGACAAGGCCAAACAGCGUAGUAGGUCAACAACUCCAAAUGAAGGACAGCUUGGAAUACAAGAUGGAAGUGAUGUAUAUAAAGAAGAUCUACCAUUCUCUGCAUUCAGUACUGCAAAAAGAUCUCCACAUAAGGAGGAAAUACAGACCUCUCCAGGUGAUACAGAAAUGGAAUUCCUGACAGGGGGAGAUAAUGAAGAUCACAAUAAUUUAUCUCCCUUUACUUUGACUGGUGGAUUUGAUGAAGGAAUUUCACCCUCUGCCUCAGAUUUAGAUACGCUAGAUGAAGCUCCACUCAGUGCUCCUUUUGACUUUACUAAAUGAUGAUAGAAACACUAGGUGAAGCUCCACUCCGACCACCUUUUGUACAUUCAGUACUAAAUAAUGGUAGAAACACGAAAUGGAAAUCUAUUUGGUGUACCUUUUGAUUUUACUAGAUAAUGAUAUACACUGAUAAAAAUCAAUUCAGUAUACCUUAUGAGUUUAAUAAUUAAAUAAUGAUAAGAUACACUAGAUGACGCUCCUUUCAGUGCACCUUUUGAAUUUACUACAUAAUGAUAGAUACACUAGAUGAAGCUCCAUUCAGAUGACCUUUUGACUUUACUACAUAAUGAUAGAUACACUAGAUGAAGCUCCAUUCAGAUGACCUUUUGACUUUACUAAAUAAUGAUAGAUACUCAAGAUGAAACUCUGUCAGAGCUCCUUUUGAGUUAACUAAAUAAACUAAGAUUUUCUUUGAAAAAAUGGAUAGUUGUGCAAGACAGAUUUCAAAACAAGGCUAAGGGAAGCUUUGAUGUUACUAUUAGUGAAAAGACCAGUGUACUAGAUUUGUAUAGUUAUUACUAAAUAACAAUUGUUUUUUAUGUAAAUGAAUUUAGUUAAUGAUACUCUGUAUAAUAUAAAAUUUAACUGGUGUCCAUUUAUAUUACCUUUUACAUUUGAAAUUUAACAUUUUAGUCUAAUAUAUAUCUACCAUCAUUUAGAGAAACAAGAGGUAGCUUUAAGAUAAGAUUAUAUUUUGUUAUACUUCAUUUUGUUCUGCUAAUAUUUCCCAGGGUAUAUAGUACUUGCAUAUAAGGAUACUAUAUGCCUGUGAUGAUGUUUUAAAUCAAUGUAAAAGUCAUAUGAUAAUGAUGAUACUUAAAAUUAAAAAAAAAUGAAUGGCUGAGUUUUACUUUAAAACAAGUGUGAAUGAACUUUCUUGUAAAAGAAAAUCUUUUAUCAUAUCAAAAUCUUCAAAAAUCUCCUGCUAUUGAAUAAUUGUCCUCCCAUACUCUUAUUCGUUGAUAGCUUUUCCAUAUUAGACUUCUCAUUAGUACUUCAGCAACUGCUCAGCACAAGUGUGAGAAAAAACUGUGAUGAAAGAAAGGCAAAAACAUGCACUGGAAGGUAGAUUGUGUAAAUUGAUUCUGAAAUGAUCAAAGUUUGAUUAACAAAUGGAAACCCAUGGAAUAUAUGAAAAAAAAUGCAACAUGGCUCUAUCAACUCACUUAUUUUUUAUGUGCUCCAUGAUUAUGUGUUGAUUGCUUAUUAAGGUCACAAUCAGUAAACUUCGGCAACAAAAACCCGAAAGUUAAUUAGAACCUAAAGUUUCCAAUCGACAAUCACUGAAUGAAAUAUUUUUUUAUUGAUUAUAUGUUAUGGAUUUGUUAUAAAGGUUUUUAAAAAAAUAGCAUAGAGGACUUAGUUUCAUGUAUAUACAUGCAUAAGUUUUAUAAAUUCCUUAAUAUUAUGAUUACAAGUUUGUGGUAUCAUAUGACUUUAACAUUUUUCUGAUUGAAUGCCCAGGUAAAUAAAUAACUGUCAGCAUAUAACCAACAAUGUUUUACAUUGUGGAAUAUUGUACAUAAACAAAAUCUGUUUUUGAUGGUUUUUAUGUUUUUGCUUUAUGAUAUCAUACUUCUGUUUUUAAAUGACUAAAUGUGCAAUAACGUUCAAUAAAUUAAAGAAUUACAAAACUUUUAAAUCUGUAUUAUGAUAACGUUUCUUUCGCAUUGACUAUAAUUUUAUGUUUUUUUUGUUUUUUUUUUAAAUAUUUCCAAGAAGGCAGCUAUUAGAUUAUCUUUCUUUUUAUAUAGGUAAUACAGAGUGAUUAUAGUUGUAUAUAGUAUUGUAUAUAAAGCUGUAUUAAAUCUGAAUAUGUUUACAUCGAUAUCUCAUAAGUAGCAAGAAACAUAGAUAGAAGAAUAUGUUGCAGACAUUAUUUUACAGAUUUCUAUUUAGUAUAUGUUCAUAUUACACUGUCCAUGUGUGCUUUAAUGCACAGAUCCAGUAUUAUUGACAUCCAGCAAAGAAUUGUCAUCAAAUUAGAACUUAUAAUCAUCACUAACUUGUAGUUAGGUACCUUAAAAUGAAUAACAGUCAUAAAAACACUGUUUGUUUCAAGUUUUACAAUUUUGAAUCAUAAAUUCGUUAAACCAAAUAUCUUCUUUUGCAUUUGUUUCUUCGUAGUCAUUAGAUUUUUGCAAAAUUCUUGCUAUUUUUUUACUUUCCUUCACAACAUCUGAAAGGUUUGUGUCAAAGGUAAGACAUAGGGAAUCGUACAUUCUGUAGUUAUUGCCAAUAUCAACAUUAAGGGUUAAUCUGUGGUUAAAGUUUUUUAAGACAUCAAUACUUAUGUCAAACUUUCAUUAAAUUCACAAAAGUUAAACAGAAACCAUCUGGAGUGAAAACCAAAAAAAAGUAGACAGUUUUGGCAGAUAACAUUAAGAUACAGUCUGGGGUCAAAGUUAUUUAGACAACAAUUUUGUUGAACCUUCAUGAAAUUUUAAAAAGCUGAACAGAAGCUUCUUCAUUACCAAGGGAUAGGUGUUCUUGUAUCUUGCCUGCAAUGAAAGUAGCAGAGUUCAAGACAUAGGGAUUACUAUCCAACACAGAGGCGGCGGUGUUAACUUUUUGUAUAACGCUUUAUAUUUAAGAAUGAGGAAGACAUAGAUGCUUCAUACUUUGUAUCCAGAUACCUUAUGAUACGAAGUCUCUGUUUGUCAUAUGAACAUUGUCCUUCACCUAUUUUUCAAGGUUCAGUGACUGCUUGAAAAAAUAUAGAACUUUUUUGUCAUGUGAAAUACUCACUGUUUAUGAUUAAAAAGAUAACUUUAUUCAGUAUCUAUAGGGUUAAUACAUGUCUGUCUGCCUGACCUCGACCUCAUUUCAUGGAUGAGUGAUCAAGGUUAAGUUUUUGUGGUAAUGUCUGUAUCUAAGAUACUGUAAGCAAUAUUUUAACGAUAUUUGGUGUAUGGAUUAAUUGUAGGGUGAACAUGUCUGUCUGGCAGGUUUUAUAUGACCUUGACCUUAUUUUCAUGGUUCAUUGGUCAAUGUUAAGAUUUCAUAGUUAUGUCUGUUUCUCCGAUGCUAUAAGCAAUAGGCUAACUAUAUUUGGUGUAUGGUAUGAUUGAAAGGUGUACAUGUUUGUCUGGUAGGGUUGAUUUGACCUUGACCUCAUUUACAUGGAUCAUUGAUAAUGUUAAGUUUUUUGAUACUUGUAGUAAAACCUUCAUAUUAGAUAAGUUAAGCAGGCAAAACAUUUUAGCAUGUGCACUCUUGUUUCUGUAUUUAACUGGUCUAUGAACUAAUUUUUUUGGCAGUAAAUAUUACACUUUUACACUGACAGAAGCAGUCACAGGGUACACAUGGUUCUAUGAAAACCUUCACAAAUGUUUUGUAUAUAUAAGACCUUUUACUGUAAAAGCAUGCCUUGAUAAUUAUUGUAAGUUACAUUAUUUGAAAUUUGAUGGGAAUUUUUCCCUCAAGAAAGAUUAUCUUUCUGACAAUGCUACCAAGUUAUUAUUAAAGAUCGUUUAGAAUUUAAAGUUUUAUGGAUUUUAAUUGUUAAUAAGUAUAUUUUUUUGUUUUAAGAAUUUUAUUGUUAAUGAGUAUUUUUUUUUAUGCAGUAUAUGUUUACUCAGUUACAGACUAUUCUUUUUUAAUCAUUAAAAGUGUAAUCACUUA